AUGUCGGAUAUGAAGAAGAUCUUUACCUCCAACUCCAUGGCUCCUGUUGGCCCUUACAGCCAAGCAGUCCAAGUCGGCAACCACAUCUUCGUCUCUGGUCAAAUCCCCGCCGACAAGAACGGCAACUUGGUCGAAGGCAGCAUUGCCGACAAGACAAAGGCAUCUUGCGAGGGUAUGAAGGCUAUUCUUGAAGAAGCUGGUAGCAGUAUGAGUAAAGUCAUCAAGACCACCGUCUUCCUCACCGACAUGAAGGACUUUGCAGAAAUGAACGGCAUGUAUGAGCAGUACUUCUCACACAAGCCUGCUCGCAGCUGUGUGGCAGUUAAGGAGCUUCCCAAGGGUGUCCCCGUCGAGAUUGAGGCUAUUGCUCUCUCAUAG
Aureobasidium vineae is the source of this 378-nucleotide messenger RNA. Lineage: Eukaryota; Fungi; Ascomycota; Dothideomycetes; Dothideales; Saccotheciaceae. The record is from the annotation of a GenBank genome assembly.